Molecule: messenger RNA, 2874 nt
Organism: Papaver somniferum (opium poppy)
Lineage: Eukaryota; Viridiplantae; Streptophyta; Magnoliopsida; Ranunculales; Papaveraceae
Product: putative serine/threonine-protein kinase-like protein CCR3
Exons: 1
Coding region: 199-2580 (793 amino acids)
Biological process (GO): protein phosphorylation
Molecular function (GO): protein serine/threonine kinase activity; ATP binding
Source: RefSeq, a predicted model, not a curated record
CCUUACUCGGUCACUCUCUCCUCACGCCGUCGUUGAGACUCUUGACCUAACAAACCAAUGUGAAAAUUAUGUCUAAAUUCUUCAUCAUUUUUAAUAGCUCUUUGAAAUAAUUUCAGUCUCAUUUUUUGUUUUCUCUUCUUCUUCUUCUUCUUCUUCUUCUUAAGCUCCAAUGAAGAGAAAACCCAUUUGUUUUUUCUGAUGAAGAUUAUUACACUUUUAACAGUAAUCUUCAUUACUGAUUUUACACUACUUGUUAAUGGUUAUGGUUCUUCUUCAACUCUAGCUAUUGGUUAUGGUUCACAAACUGUUUGUGGAAUUGUCGCUGAAGAAACAAGACAAAAAAUUCAAUGUUUUGGAAGAAAUGGAAGUGUUUUGAUUCAACCCAAUUUUUCUUAUGAAGGAAUUUCUGGUGGGAAGGAUUUUUUCUGUGGAUUAACUUCAGGUGGGUCUAGUUUUUUCUGUUGGGAUUCUGUAUUUUCAGUGAAAAGGGUGUAUUUUAAUACUACUGUUAGAUUGAGAGAUUUAUCAGUUGGAGAAGAUCAUGUUUGUGCAAUUAAAAAUGACACCGGUUUUGUUGAUUGCUGGAGAGGUCAAAAUGGUAACUUUCCUUCUCCGGUGAUUCCAGAAAAGUUUCAGUCUUUAACUUCUGGUAAUGGUUUUUCUUGUGGGAUUUUGAGUAGUAAUCAAACAAUUCAUUGUUGGGGUAUUAAAAAUGAUAUUGCUUCUGAUAUUCAGAACAAAUUUGGUAGUAUAUCCAUGUUGAGUUUAAAUGCUGGAGCUUCUCAUGUUUGUGGUUUUAGUACAAAUGGUUCUUUGAUUUGUAAUGGAAAUAAUGCUUCAGGGCAGUUGAAUUUUCCUAGUUCAUUGAAUUCGACUUGGGUUUUGGAGAGUUCUAGUUUAGCACUGGGAUUGAAUCAUACUUGUGCUAUUACAAAACCGAAUGGUACUGUUGUUUGUUGGGGAGGUAAUGGGGGACUUACAGGAAAUGUUACACAAGGUGUACCAUUUGAGUCAUUGGUUGCUGGUUCGGAUUUUACUUGCGGAUUAACAACGUCGAACCUUUCAGUCAUCUGUUGGGGAGCUGGUUUUUCUAUGAAUACUACUGCUAAUUCAAGAAAUGGCCUUCCGUUGCCUAAAAUUAUUCCAGGUCCAUGUACUCAAUCUUUAUGUAGCUGUGGUGUGUAUCCUGAUUCAGAUACACUAUGUUCUGGUUCUGGAAAUAUUUGCAGGCAAUGUGAAAGUGAUAUUGGAACUCCAUUGACACCCUCACCACUACCGCCCUCACCAUCAUCGCCACCUCAGGAACCCAGGAGACAAUCAUUUUGGACAGCUAGAAACAAGGGUUUAUUGGCAUUUGCAAUCGUUGGAUCAGUUGGAACUCUUUUGGGUAUUUGCACUGUUAUUUACUGUCUUUGGACAGGAAUUUGUUGUUGUCGACAAAAAAAGAUUCAUAAUUCAGUGCAACCUACAAUUACUAGAGGCAAUUCUAAUCCUACCCAAAGUGGAAGUGGUUCUUUAACUCCUCCGUUUUCAAGAUCAUCCACCAUUAGACGCCAGACUUCGCUAGCAAUGAGACGCCAACGAAGUGGAACUUCAUCAAUUCGUGGCGAUAGAGCUCAGGAAUUUUCUCUGUCAGACCUUGCUUUAGCUACCAAUCAGUUCUCCCUGGAGAACAAAAUUGGUGGAGGAAGUUUUGGAUUGGUCUACAAGGGAAAGCUCAGCGAUGGCCGUAAAGUUGCCAUUAAAAGAGGUGAGAAUAGUUCCAAGCUUAAAAAACUUCAAGAGAAAGAAUCUGCAUUUCAAUCAGAACUAGAAUUCUUAUCGCGUCUCCAUCACAAACAUCUAGUUGGGUUGGUGGGAUUCUGUGUAGAGAAAGAUGAGAGGCUUCUUGUUUAUGAAUACAUGAAGAAUGGUGCACUCUAUGAUCAUUUACACUCGAUGAGCAACGUUGAGAAAAGUAGUAGUAUUUUGAACUCAUGGAAAAUGAGGAUCAAAGUUGUAUUAGACGCCGCUAGAGGGAUCGAAUAUCUUCAUGUCUACGCGGUUCCACCUAUAAUUCACAGGGAUAUCAAGUCAUCUAAUAUCUUACUAGAUGCAACUUGGACUGGCAAAGUAUCCGAUUUUGGGUUAUCACUAAUGGGACCUGAAGUAGAAGGAGAGUCUAUCUCGAUGAAGGCAGCUGGAACAGUUGGGUAUAUGGAUCCGGAGUAUUACAGCCUGAAUGUAUUGACUCCAAAAACUGAUAUUUAUUGCUUGGGUGUAGUGUUGUUGGAGGUAUUAACCGGUAAGAGAGCGAUAUUGAAAGACGAAGACGAUGGGGGAAAUUUGAUUAGAAUGGUAGAAUUGGUAGUUCCAAAGAUUGUGAAUGGAGAAUUGUGGGAUUUGUUAGAUGUUAGAGUAGGGAAACCGGAGGGGAAUGAAGCUGAGGCAGUGGAGUUGGCAGCUUACACAGCUUUGCGUUGUGUGAAUGUUGAAGGGAAAGACCGGCCAACGAUUUCUGAUAUCGUAGCUAAUCUUGACAGAGCUCUACUACUUUGCGAGGAGAUGGAUUUUGAUGGCAUCACCAUUGUUUCAGAGUGAAAUUCAAACCCAAGUAUUGAAUAUAAUUCUUUGACAUUGUUUCGAUUUUUUUUUUUCUGUAUAGGAUAGUUUCAUACUUAUAUCAUUUUUUUCUUUACUUCUACUCAUUGUAAAUUUUUGAUAUAACACUUUCUUGUAUCUUCAAAUUUUAGGAGGAAUCAUUUUUUUCAGUUAUUAUUUCUCAACAUGAUUGAAUCAGCAGACUACAUGUAAGUUUGUAUAGCAGUUUAAAACUCGUAAAACUCAGACUGUCUGGAAACUGAACAAAUUUAUUAUCGCGUUUAGCAGUAAAAA